AUGGUCCCUCCUCGGAUCGCUGUUGUGGUGAUCCUCGUUAUUGGUGCAAAGUCUUUUUCAACAUAUUCUUGCCCUUCUGGCUGGAUUGAGUCAACAGGCGGUGCCAAUGUGGGAAAUGCUGUGGGGGAGUCUUACCCAUACAAUUGGGGCGAAUGCACUGGGACAUUUGAGUCUAACUGGUGCGUUCUUGGCGAGGAGACGGGGAGAAAUUUCUGCCUCACUGAGACAGCUUGCACUGGCUAUUCAACUUUGUUAUGUUCUUCCACCCCUUGUCCAUGGAGCCACGCAGCAUAUGACCGUGUUCAAAUUGGCACGGAUUCAGUGGCCAACAACUGGGGAAGUCCGUGGAUGACGUGCUUCAAGUCAUGCAGCAUCGUCUCUCCAUGUAGCAGCGGCUACUUGCUCAAGACGAGCGCAAGCACUAUCCGUGCAAGCACCAACAGUGAAUGCUGCGACGCGUCAUGCAGCAUCUUUGCCUGUAGCAGCGGCUACUUGCUCAAGACGAGCGCAAGCACCAUUCGUGGAAGCACCAACAGUGAAUGCUGCGACGCAUCAUGCAGCAUCUUUGCCUGUAGCAGCGGCUACUUGCUCAAGACGAGCGCAAGCGCUAUCCGUGCAAGCACCAACAGUGAAUGCUGCGACGCAUCAUGCAGCAUCUUUGCCUGUAGCAGCGGCUACUUGCUCAAGACGAGCGCAAGCACUAUCCGUGCAAGCACCAAUAGUGAAUGCUGCGACGCAUCAUGCAGCAUCUUUGCCUGUAGCAGCGGCUACUUGCUCAAGACGAGCGCAAGCGCUAUCCGUGCAAGCACCAACAGUGAAUGCUGCGACGCAUCAUGCAGCAUCUUUGCCUGUAGCAGCGGCUACUUGCUCAAAACGAGCGCAAGCGCUAUCCGUGCAAGCACCAACAGUGAAUGUUGCGACGCAUCAUGCAGCAUCUUUGCCUGUAGCAGCGGCUACUUGCUCAAGACGAGCGCAAGCGCUAUCCGUGCAAGCACCAACAGUGAAUGCUGCGACGCGUCAUGCAGCAUCUUUGCCUGUAGCAGCGGCUACUUGCUCAAGACGAGCGCAAGCGCUAUCCGUGCAAGCACCAACAGUGAAUGCUGCGACGCGUCAUGCAGCAUCUUUGCCUGUAGCAGCGGCUACUUGCUCAAGACGAGCGCAAGCGCUAUCCGUGCAAGCACCAACAGUGAAUGCUGCGACGCGUCAUGCAGCAUCUUUGCCUGUAGCAGCGGCUACUUGCUCAAGACGAGUGCAAGCACUAUCCGUGCAAGCACCAACAGUGAAUGCUGUGAUGCCACCACAACCACGACAACGACGGCGGCCCCUUCUGCGCUUUCAAUAUUCGCCAAUGGUCAGCCGAAACUCAGGUUCGACCACUGGAUUUCUACCUGGCGUCGGAGUGAUGACUCCGCAGACGCCGCGGACUUGCACGUGAACCUCCGCUACCUGGUGUCCGUGGUGGUGGUCCGUGUGGUCCCGUGGCGUCCGUGGUGGGUCCGUGUGGUGGUCCACGGGACAACCACAGCGGAACCACACCUGGAAGAAGUUCAGCGUUUGUUGGACGAGCUGCUCUUGCCAAAUGCUACCCAAGCCGAACUGGUGAUCUCCACCGAGAUUGGCGAUUUGACGGUAGCUGCCUUGUCGCCGGAAGCUGUCAACACAUCCGGGGGCAUCGCCUCCGUCUGCGCAGCUGGUGCAAACUGCUCCACCAAAGUGAAGGUCACAGCUGAUGUCUUAGCAGCUGCUGCCAAAGUAUCGGGGGUCGAAGGCGGCUCUGUGGUGCUGAGCGUGAUGAAGAUGGCCGAGGAGAUUGCAAGCAAGUUUGUACCGAUACCGCCCGAUCCAGCUGAAGAAGGUGUUUCCCUGGCGUCGCAGCCAUUGGUUGUUGAACUGCGUGGAGAAGAUGGGAAGAUCAUCGAGCUUGGAGAACUUUCCACCCCCAUCCAGCUGCAGCUACAAGUGCCUGCUGCGGUGCAAGGCUCCACUGUGAGUUGCGCCUUCUGGGACGAGGACGCCUCAUCCUGGUCAACAAGAGGCGUCCGCACCCUGUCCACUGAUGUGGAGUCCGGCAUCGGCAUCUGUGAAACUGAUCACCUCUCCAUCUUCGCCUUUGUGCUGCAGGAGUUUCGUCAGUCCCUUCUCUGCAGCUCCGUCGGCCAGCUCUUGAACACGAAGGGACUUGAGGAAUUGGCGAGGCCCGAUUUCUGGAAGCAUCCGAGCACCGUUGUGCUGCUGUGCUUUUACAUCUUGUGCUUUGUGGCGCUGGCCGUGGGCUAUUACCAAGAUUGCAAGGCGGAGCCGGGCAUGGAGAUGAUUUACGUGAAGAACGAGGCCGCGAAUCAGCCCCAAGGCGGCAGCUGCCGCUGCUCCACCUGCUCCUGGCUUUGCGGGCAGCUAGCACAAGGAAUCAAGGAAAGUCCGCGUUUCCUUGCCAACCUGUGCAGCUGGUCCCGGACCAAGGCACGUGCGCGGGCAAGGCUUGCAGCCGUGAUCAAGAAAUGCGUUGCGUCCAUGCACGCGAGAACGAGUGGAAUUCAUGCGAAGUCCAUUCGGCUCAUCAUGGACGCUGAAGCCAAGGAGACGUCUAGGCCUACCGACGAAAAGAUGUUCUCCAUGACGCGCGGUACGAGGACGUUCCUGUCUAUUGGCCGCCAGGUUGAAAGGGAGAACAUCAAAAACACCGCCGAGACAUUCUUCGCUGCCUAUCCGCUCAGACGAACGACGUGGCUGUUUCUGGCUGUGCAUCCUUGGGUGGCACUGGCGAGGCUCUGUGCAGUAACGACUGUUACAAGACGGACGUCUUUCAUCAUCAUGAAGCUCCUCAGCGCUGGGGCACUAAGUGCCGCCUUCUUCCAAACAGGGGCUGUCGAUCGAGAUGCACCAAAAGGUUGCGAAGAGCCGUCGACCCCACUGCAAGAGUGGCUGCGCAGCGCUUUCACCGGCUUCUUGUCAUCUUUGUGUGGAAACCUGGCCAUCCUGGGCCUCAUGCUGCUCCAGAGACGCGGUAUUGCCACGCUGGCAAAUCAGAAGGCGGUCGACAAACACAAACGCAUAUGGAUGAUCAGACUCACCGUCUUCUGGGCUCUUGCAUGGCUCUUGAUGUUUGUCUGCAUAUUCUAUAUCCUGAUCUUCCUUGCUAACGUCGGAGACAGUUUCCGGGACAAGUGGCUUCGAGCCGUCACCUUCAGCCUCCUUCAGGCUGCAGUGCUGAUGCCUGGGCUCGAGGCAGCCGCACUAGGCAUCGCGGUUUCUCUGGCCAUGCUCUGCUUCCCGGGCAUCGCGCAUGACUGGCGCGCGGAAAAUCCGACGAAGGAUGAAGAAGCCUGUGGUGACACAGCCGAGGGAGGCCCCACCAGCGACGCGCCACUGAUGAUCUCUUCCCCAAGUGCGACAGCAGUCAUCCCGUUCGGCGUACUUCCAUCAGGCCCCAACAGCGAUGCUCCAAAGAUGAGCCCUUCCCCCAGGCCCAUCUCGCACGACGGCAUCCCAGCAGGCCCCACCAGCGACGCGCCACUGAUGAUCUCUUCCCCAAGUGCGACAGCAGUCAUCCCGUUCGGCGUACUUCCAUCAGGCCCCAACAGCGAUGCUCCAAAGAUGAGCCCUUCCCCCAGGCCCAUCUCGCACGACGUCAUCCCAGCAGGCCCCACCAGCGACGCGCCACUGAUGAUCUCUUCCCCAAGGCCCAUCUCGCGUGGCGGCAUCCCGUCAGGCGCUCCAUUGCCAGAGAUGCCAGGACAAGUGCCAACUGACUGA
This is a messenger RNA of Symbiodinium natans, 3753 nucleotides long. Lineage: Eukaryota; Dinophyceae; Suessiales; Symbiodiniaceae. The record is from the annotation of a GenBank genome assembly.